Molecule: messenger RNA, 1716 nt
Organism: Cordyceps fumosorosea ARSEF 2679
Lineage: Eukaryota; Fungi; Ascomycota; Sordariomycetes; Hypocreales; Cordycipitaceae
Product: Protein phosphatase 2C
Exons: 2
Coding region: 1-1716 (571 amino acids)
Biological process (GO): protein dephosphorylation
Molecular function (GO): protein serine/threonine phosphatase activity; cation binding
Source: RefSeq, a predicted model, not a curated record
AUGUUCGGAGGCUCCAGCUCCAACUCCAACUCGAUAGAUUCCAGCAUCCAGACCGACACCGCCUCUGACCGCAAGCCUCCCUCCCCCAACGCCGCUGCUCCCCAGCCCAUCGCCGCACCUGCUACCAAGAGCACCGAUCAGGCAGCCAGUGGUGAGAAGCGCCACACCAAUGGGAGUCCGCCCACCAGGCAGGAAAACGGCGGUUCUACAGACAAGAAACGCAGAAGCAGCAGCGUAAGCAGCAAGGCAAGCAGUCUCUUCGCCUCUGCUAGAAGCUCUUUUGGCUUCUCCCCCAGCUCCCGCCACAGCCCCAGCAUGGCCUCCCCCCUUCAGAAGCUUGGCAAGCAGGAUCCGGCCCUGGCUGUCCCCCAGGGUAGCCAGAACAACUCGGCUGGCGACUCCGUCCCCGGCCCCAGGUCGACUUUUAGAGUUGGCGUCUGGGAGGAUCGCAAUAGAAAAUGUCGUCGUACCAUGGAAGAUACCCAUGCUUUCCUUUACAACUUUCUCGACGCCAAUGCCCUUGACGGUGCCGCCAGCUCCAAGUCUGACAAGUCCUCCAUUGAUACAUCAAGUACAGAAAUCGCAGAAUCCGACAAUGGAUACUUUGCCAUCUUUGAUGGCCACGCCGGCACCUUUGCCGCUGACUGGUGUGGCAAGAAGCUCCAUAUUGUUCUCGAGGACAUUGUUAGGAAGAAUCCCCAUGCGCCUCUGCCAGAGCUCCUCGACCAGACAUUUACAAGUUGCGAUGCGCAGUUGGAGAAGCUCCCUCUCAAAAACAGUGGCUGUACUGCUGCUAUUGCUGUAUUGCGCUGGGAGAAGCGCUCUGCCAGUGACCGCCAUCACGUCGCCGUCCCCACCAUCGCCAUGCCGACCGUCAAGAAUGGCAAGCUGCCCGAAUCAAACAGCGAUAUGGAAAAGGCCAACCCGGCUGAUAAAGAGGCGUCUGCGACAACGCCCUCAAAACCUCAACCGAAUAAGCAGCGCGUUUUAUAUACUGCCAACGUCGGCGAUGCCCGCAUAAUCCUAUGUCGUAACGGCAAGGCGCUCCGUCUGUCAUACGACCACAAAGGCAGCGACGAGAAUGAAGGGAAACGUAUCGCCAAUGCUGGUGGUUUAAUUUUGAAUAACCGAGUCAAUGGUGUUUUGGCCGUUACUCGCGCCCUCGGUGACGCAUACAUGAAAGAGCUUGUCACAGGCCACCCUUACACCACGGAGACAGUCAUCCAGCCCGAGCUUGACGAGUUCAUCAUUAUUGCUUGCGAUGGACUUUGGGAUGUCUGCGGCGACCAAGAAGCUGUCGACCUCAUCCGGGAGAUGCAGGACCCCACUGCUGCCUCGAAGGCACUCGUCGAGCACGCCCUCGACUGUCUCAGUACUGACAACCUGUCGUGCAUGGUCAUUCGCCUCGACCAGGAUGCCAUCCGCCAAGCUAGCAAACCUGGUGCUGAGCCCGUUGGUGGUAGGACCACCACCGAGGCGGACAAGAUUGUCGGCGAGACGAAACAAAAGAUUGCCGACGGUUCGACAGCCCCCAUUGGCGUCUCCACCACCAACAGCGGCCGCGGCUGCGAUGCCGCCUCGGCCUCCACCCCCGGCCGCGCCGCCGACAACGAGGAAGUGGCCGUCGUAGACGACGACGAGGACGCCGAGGUAACGCGCGCCGGCGAGGACACACCCGUAGAAGAAAAGCCCGCAAGGGGCGGCACCGUGCUCUAG